This is a messenger RNA of Paecilomyces variotii, 852 nucleotides long. Its product is annotated as 37S ribosomal protein S16. The transcript is spliced from 4 exons. Gene Ontology annotation, cellular component: mitochondrial small ribosomal subunit; ribosome. NCBI's taxonomy places the organism in Eukaryota, Fungi, Ascomycota, Eurotiomycetes, Eurotiales, Thermoascaceae. Gene Ontology annotation, biological process: mitochondrial translation. The record is from RefSeq and is a predicted model, not a curated record. Bases 378 to 698 code for a protein of 106 amino acids. Gene Ontology annotation, molecular function: structural constituent of ribosome.
CCAUACCUUGAGCGACAUUCUGGCUGUUCUACUGUAUUGUCUACAGAAUCUGAACAACGGAUUUCUUCCUGCGAAUGUUGAACGGAGCAUGUAGCGCUACGAUUGUUGGCGCUACUAAGUACUCCGUACGUGGAAUCAGAUGGAAUUCGACCUUUUUAGGUUUUCAGGUUUUAUGGGAAUAGAUUGUGUUUGACCGCCCGCCGGAUCCCCUCUCCUGAUCCGAGCGCCAACGUUCUGUCGGAACAACUGAUUUCCCGAGACGCCGGAGUUCUGCAGCUUCCGCGGAGUUGAAUCGGGGCUAUGGGAAAAAGUGCUUUGAGAGUCGCCCAUCAAUAUCAUCCAACAUAUUCCCGUCGAACUGCCUAGAGCUUAUCAAGAUGGUGGUCAAGCUUCGUCUCUCCCGCUUCGGCAACAAGCAUUCGCCUUUUUACAACAUUGUGGUCGCGCAGGCACGAUCUGCUCGCGACUCGAAGCCUCUCGAAGUCAUCGGAACCUAUAACCCUAUCCCUCAGCGCCCGACCAACUUGACGGACGAGGAAGCCAGAACGGCCAAGGCGUACAAAGAAAUUGCUCUCGAUAGGUCAAGAGCGAAGUACUGGCUCGGUGUUGGUGCACAGCCUAGUGAGCCUGUCUGGCGGUUAUUGAGCAUGAUCGGACUCGUCGAACCGAGACUUGAGCAAAAGGCACAGAAGAACUAGAUGGAUGGAUGAUAUCUGCGAAGGAUUGACACACUAUCGAUUGGGUUAUGAGCGUUUCAUACGUGUUCUUGCAAAUGAAUGCGACCGCCUAAGUGCAAAGUUUGAGAGCCGCUUUGCUUCGGGCUAUACACACCGGCAAAUCCGGAAACAGGAU